Pyrus x bretschneideri (Chinese white pear) is the source of this 1564-nucleotide messenger RNA. RefSeq names its product protein DOWNY MILDEW RESISTANCE 6. The record is from RefSeq and is a predicted model, not a curated record. Bases 123 to 1148 code for a protein of 341 amino acids. NCBI's taxonomy places the organism in Eukaryota, Viridiplantae, Streptophyta, Magnoliopsida, Rosales, Rosaceae. The transcript is spliced from 5 exons.
UCACUAACUCACUAAGCUGUGCAACUUCCUAGAACUUGCUCCAAAUUAAGCUUAGCAGCUGAGAGAGAAUGCAGAUUUUUUAUUGCUGUCUUUGUCUCCCCCUUCAAACUUAAUACCGAAACAUGGAGACAAAAGUACUCUCCUCCGGAAUCAUAUACACCAACUUGCCGGAAAGCUAUGUCAGACCAGAAUCCGACCGGCCUCACUUGUCCGAAGUCUCCGAAUGCGAAAACAUUCCCGUUAUUGACCUGGCUUCUCCCAACAGAGCCCAAACUGUGCAGCAAGUUGGCGAUGCCUGCAAAUAUUAUGGUUUUUUUCAGGUUAUUAACCACGGGGUGUCAACGGAAGGAGUGGAAAAAAUGGUAGGGGUGGCCAAUGAGUUUUUUAACCUUCCUCUGGAGGAAAAGUUGAAGCUGUACUCAGAAGACCCCUCAAAAACCAUGAGACUUUCAACAAGUUUUAAUGUAAACAAGGAGAAGGUUCAUAACUGGAGAGAUUAUCUUCGCCUCCAUUGCUAUCCUUUGGACAAGUACGUUCCUGAGUGGCCCUCCAAUCCUUCGUCCUUCAGGGACACUGUGAGUAAUUACUGUAGAGAGGUUCGAGAACUCGGAUACAGAUUAGAGGAAUUAAUAUCAGAAAGUUUAGGGCUGGAGAAAGAUUACAUAAGGAGCACAUUGGGCGAGCAAGGACAGCACAUGGCGGUGAACUUUUACCCGCCGUGUCCGCAGCCCGAGCUGACUUACGGGCUGCCAGGCCACACCGACCCAAAUGCCCUAACAAUUCUGCUCCAAGACCUUGGAGUUGCUGGCCUUCAAGUUCUCAAAGAUGGCAAAUGGGUUGCUGUCAGUCCCCAACCCAAUGCCUUUGUCAUUAACAUUGGUGACCAAUUACAGGCUCUAAGUAAUGGGAUUUACAAGAGUGUGUGGCAUCGUGCCAUUACCAAUACUGAAAGAGCAAGGCUCUCAGUAGCUUCAUUCCUCUGCCCACAAGAUGAUGCUCUGAUAAGCCCAGCAAAAGCUCUCACAGAGGAUGGAUCUGCAGCCAUGUAUAGGGGCUAUACCUACACUGAAUAUUAUAAGAAGUUUUGGACUCGGGACCUGGAGAAAGACCAUUGUUUGGACCUUUUCAAGACUCAGCAGCAGCCUUAGCCUCAUCAAACAUACGGCUAUUGGUGCAACGGUAGAGAUGCAAAAGACGAUUACUGUUCACUGGGUGGAUAGCAUAGUGUAUUGCCUGAGGGGUGGUUUCACACGGUGGAGUUGCUCUUCGGAGAGUUUGUGUAUGAGCGGCUGUAUGCCAAACCUUAUUACAGGUAGGUUUGCGUGAUGAGAAAAUACAUGGAGUCCUGAUUUUGUGUUUGUGGCAGUACAUACAUCUAUCUGUUGUACAACAAAUUUUCUCAUUUGUACGACUCAUUUGGGAGUGAUUUAAAAAUGUCUAGUUUCACUACGAAUUGUUGGUUUCAUAAAAAGAGGAGGAAGGAUAUCAUGGUUUUUUUUUUGUUGUAUUAAUUUAUAACAUUUUUAAUUAAUAAAUAUUUAUUCAUCGCGUGGCAUUCACAUCA